AUGAACCAAGCUCUUACAAAACGAUUUUAUUUCUGCGCAAUUCAAAACUCAUUGAUCUCUCUAAACCUAAAGGCAAAUUAUAGAGUAAGAUAUCCCUGUGACUGCAAAGAUACUGAAAGUCUUGACAAAAUGUUAAUAACAAAGUUAUUUCAAAAGCAAGAGAAAUCUGAUGAAAAAUUGAAUAAAUACAUUCUGUCAUUGAAGAGUUUGAAGAGUAUGGGUUUCAAGACUUAUCAGGUUGUUGAACAUCCCAAGUUACUGAAAUUACUUCCAGAUGAAUUAAACCGACGAUAUGCCUUGCUCAGUUCAGCAUGUGACAAGAAUUUAAUAACACUCAACAUGAUCACCAAUGCAAAAACUAAAUCAUUAACGAGUAAAUUAAAAGACGUCAUUGACAAACAAAUAAAAAUUAAAUCUAGCAAAUGUUUCACUGAAGAUCUAAGAAUAUUGCUAAACUGUGAUGAAAAUGAAAUGGCAGAACUUUUUAUCAAAAAUCCUAGAUUAGGAGGACGAAGGAAACAGUCUAACAUUAUUUCAAAAAUUGAACUUUUGCUUAAAAAUGGUGCCCAGUUAGAACACAUAAAAAAUAACACAUCCCUACUGAAUAAUGUGCCGUUCAGUGUUCUUGAAAAACGAGUUGAAAGGUUAUGUGAAAUUGGCUACAACAAACCACUCCCUGUCGCUUGCCUGGGUAGAAUAGAAUCAGUUUUUCAAGAAAUCGUUGAUAAACUACUGGUUAAUAAAGAAUCCUUAUCUGGGAAAAAGAUUAAUAACAACAUUGAGAUACUAAAUAAAAUAUCAAUGUUCUCAGGCAAAAAUUUGUAUAAGCAUACAGACAAGGUUCAAUAUUUAUUAAGUAAAGGUUACAAAGACAGUGAUAUUAUUCAUUGUCCAAACAUAUUAACUCACAGUAUGAAAAAAAUUAAAACCUCUGUAGAAUAUUUUGAAAAUUUUCAUUUGAACCUAGUUCCACUGGCCUUGUGCAACAAUUAUUCAGAUCAAAAAUCAAUGGUUCUGUUGAAGAGGCACCGGCAUAGAAGUAAAUUGUCUUCCAUUAUUGAUCCCCACGAUGACUACAACCACACUGCCACCUUGCCAGAUUUUUACAAAACUCAAUCUAUUGAUGACGUAGCCUUGAUCAAAAGUUUAGAAUAUUUACUCAGCUUAGGCUUUGAAAGGGAACACAUAAUCAAGUUACCAGUCAUCAUCUGUUACAACUGUGUGGUACUUCAACAAAUCUGGAAUGAUGAAAUCAUCAGUCAUAAAGAUACAUCGAAAAAUAAAAUGAGACUAUUGAAUUUGAUGUUAUACAAACUUGAAAAGUUGAAAAUAUUUACAAAUUCUGUGUCUCUUACUUGCAGCGAGCAAAAUGACGUUGCCAUUGGUAGUGACAAUCACAAUGAUGACGAUCUACAUUACGAUGCACUCAGUGACGGUCAAGUUGGCGAUUCAACUGAUUAUGAAGAACAUUCUUUUGAGGAUAAACAUUUUCAUGAAUCAUUUAAAUUAAAAACUGCUAACACAUUCAGAUAG
Messenger RNA from Helobdella robusta, 1533 nucleotides. RefSeq lists its product as hypothetical. The record is from RefSeq and is a predicted model, not a curated record. Gene Ontology annotation, cellular component: mitochondrial matrix. The transcript is spliced from 2 exons. Gene Ontology annotation, biological process: regulation of DNA-templated transcription; termination of mitochondrial transcription. Lineage: Eukaryota; Metazoa; Annelida; Clitellata; Rhynchobdellida; Glossiphoniidae. Gene Ontology annotation, molecular function: double-stranded DNA binding. The coding region runs from base 1 to 1533 and encodes 510 amino acids.